AUGCGGACCCACGAGACCCGCACGGAGGGCGUGCUCGACUGCACAGGCGCGCUCACCGUCCUCGCUACAAAGCUCUCCGCUGUUGCGUAUAACUACCAGGACGGGCUCACGCUGCUCAAGGAGAAGUACGAAGGCGCGCAAGCUAAGGACGAGAAGGAGAGGAAGGAAUUAACGGAGGAGCAGAGGCGGCGGGAGGAGCGGAUGGAGCGUUCGCGAUUGGAGCGGCGAAACGCGGCGCUGGUUACCAUGCCGUCGGUGCUGGAGCUGAUGGGGUACCUGUUCUGCUUCGGGCUGCACAUAACAGGCCCGUUCUUCGAGUUCAAGGUGUACAAUGACUGGACGCGACGACAAGGGAUCUGGUCGCCAGGUUUCAAGCAGGCACCCAUCCUGCCGCCCUUCUGCCGCGCGUUCAUCCAGGGCGUCCUUGCAGCGGCCGUCUUCCUGCUUGUGUCCCCCUCGCUUGACCUCACGCGCAUCAGCGACCUGCGCAAGAACCGCUCCUUCCCCUUCCACCUGCGCUGGCUCUACGCGCACCACGCCGGCGUGGUGUGGCGCUUCCGAACGUACAUCCUCUGGAGCAUCACCGAGGCUGCCAUGAUCGUUGGUCGCCUGGGGUUCAGCGGCUGGGAGGCCCCCAAUGGGGAGACUGGAAAGGGCGGGGACAUGAAGGGAAACGGGGGGGAAUCGGAAGGGGGGAAGGGGAAUGGGAAGGGUGGCGGGGAUGGGGAUGUAGGGAAGCAUGAGGGCGAUAAGACCCGUGCGGCGCCUGCAGGGGAGGGAAAGGCGCUGUGGAACCGGGCUCGCAACGCGGACAUGCUGGGGGUUGAGUUUCCCAAGAGCUGCCUCGACUUCGCCACCACGUGGAACAUUUCCUACGGUCUCUGGCUCAGGCUCUACGUGUACAAGCGCAUGGUGCCGCCCGGCAGGAGGCCCACCUUCGUCCACAUGCUCGCCACCAUGCUUGUCAGCGCCGUCUCCCAUGUGCGUUCUCCCUUACCCCGUCUCCCAUGUGCGUUCUCCCUUACCCCGUCUCCCAUGUGCGUUCUCCCUUACCCCGUCUCCCAUGUGCGUUCUCCCUUACCCUGUCUCCCAUGUGCGUUCUCUCUUACCCCGUCUCCCAUGUGCGUUCUCCCUUACCCCGUCUCCCAUGUGCGUUCUCCCUUACCCCGUCUCCCAUGUGCGUUCUCCCUUACCCCGUCUCCCAUGUGCGUUCUCCCUUACCCCGUCUCCCAUGUGCGUUCUCCCUUACCCUGUCUCCCAUGUGCGUUCUCCCUUACCCCGUCUCCCAUGUGCGUUCUCCCUUACCCCGUCUCCCAUGUGCGUUCUCCCUUACCCCGUCUCCCAUCUGCCUCACUCCUACUCCCCAUGCUUCUCUCCCCCACGUGCGUCACCCCUAUCUGCCAUGUUCAUGGCCCCGGCUUGAAUUGGGGUGACUUCAUCUUUUUUGCCAAUUGGGCGCUUGCUGUUGCCAGCUCUAAAGGUGUGGACACACCCCAAAAUUGA
Molecule: messenger RNA, 1503 nt
Organism: Closterium sp. NIES-65
Lineage: Eukaryota; Viridiplantae; Streptophyta; Zygnematophyceae; Desmidiales; Closteriaceae
Source: the annotation of a GenBank genome assembly